AUGGUUCCCGUCCUCGUCGGCGCAUUCUUCAUCGACGGCCUGAUCGGGCUUUGGCUGGGGUUUGCGGUCUUCGCGGCGGCGGCCCUCAGCGAUUUUUCUGGACGGCUGGCUGGCGCGGAGGCUCGAUCAGCACUCGCUGCUGGGGCGGAUCCUCGAUCCCAUCGCCGACAAGCUCCUGGUCGCUGCGGCGCUGGUCAUGCUGGCCAGCGACGACAGGGCGCCGGUGAUCGCCGUGGUGGCGAUCCUCGGCCGCGAAUUCCUGAUCUUCGGGGCUCAGGGAGGCUCUGGCCGGCACCGUGGCGCUCCCGGUCCAGCCCCUCGCCAAGUGGAAGACUGCCGCCCAGAUGGGCGCCAUCGCCCUGCUGCUGCUCGCCCCCGCUAUCGCAUCGUCGCUGCCUGGAGCCGCCGCGGACGGACUCGCCACCGCCGGCGAGGGGCUGCUAUGGCUUCGCGGUGGUGCUGACCUGGGGCAGCGCAAUCGGCUAUGUUCGGGACGCCGUGCGUGGCCUUCGCGCUGCACGGUCGCGUGAGGAGGAAUAG
Molecule: messenger RNA, 540 nt
Organism: Geodia barretti
Lineage: Eukaryota; Metazoa; Porifera; Demospongiae; Tetractinellida; Geodiidae
Source: the annotation of a GenBank genome assembly